Molecule: messenger RNA, 1815 nt
Organism: Agrilus planipennis (emerald ash borer)
Lineage: Eukaryota; Metazoa; Arthropoda; Insecta; Coleoptera; Buprestidae
Product: protein phosphatase 1L
Exons: 1
Coding region: 212-1645 (477 amino acids)
Biological process (GO): protein dephosphorylation
Molecular function (GO): cation binding; protein serine/threonine phosphatase activity
Source: RefSeq, a predicted model, not a curated record
GGUUGGUUCACCUGCUGCAAUUUAUAGCAAGAAAAAGUUCCGUCAAACGUCAAACGGUUCCCGGUGUAUUAUUUUUGUGUUCCAUCUACAUCAUGAAAUAGUAAAUAGCAGUCGUAAAUACUAUCUUUUGUCUUAUUACAAUAAACAAAAAACAAUAAAAUGUGCAUAUUACAACUACAUUGUUGAUAACAAACUUAUAUAUCUGAAAAUCAUGGAAGACGAAUUAGAAGAUCGAGUUAUUUACCAAACCUACGUAACGCAUCUAAAAAUGAUGUCCCGAUUUGCAUGGGGUGCUCCUCUAAAUAUAAAUUUCCAUUCACCCUUAACAUAUCUAGCAUAUCUAUGGCGAUUAUUGAAGGUUUAUGUUUUUAAACCUGAAGUUUUCAUCUUUGGGACAAUCAUAGUUUUGAUAUUCAUGUAUUUGCAAGCCCUUGAUGUAUGGAGUCGUGCUUUAUUAGGUAGACUGCAAUUCACGAUUAGCCGAGGGACCAAAGGAAAGAUUCAAAAACUUAGUUUAUUCAACACUGGUGAUGCAGAAAAGACAAGUUGGCAGUUACAGCUUCAGCAGUCUGCUGCAUAUGCCAUCCAAGGACGAAGACCAAAAAUGGAAGAUCGAUUUGUCAUAAAUGAAAACAUAAAUAAUACUGGCGUCUCUUUAUUUGCAAUUUUUGAUGGACAUGGAGGAGAAUUUGCAGCAAAUUAUGCUAAAGAAAAACUUAUACCCAAUUUGUAUAAGAAAGUUGUUGAAAUUAAAGAUCUGAUUAGUGGAAAAGUACCAGAAAAAAAUCCUGAUGAACAACAGUGUAAGGAAGACAGUAAAGAUGAAAGUAAACCGUCUACUCCAAUGUUGCAAGAGCGUAAGAGAAGUAUUAGAAAAACUACAUCCACAACAGACGAAUGCUACAAAGGAAUCAAGGAGAUAACUGACAAAGAAAUACUGAGCAAAUUGGACAAACAGUUGCCUGUUACUAGGGAAGUCCGUAAUACAUCCACUUCAAUGUUUAAACAAAUUCCAACAACUAGUUAUUUUGACAAAAGUGGUAAAGUUGAUUAUGGAAAACUGUUAACUGAUGAAGUGCUAGCUGCAGACCGUUUAUUGUUGGAAAUUGCAAAGAAAAGUUAUGAUGUUGCAGGUACAACAGCACUUAUUGCUAUUCUAGAAGGCACAAAAUUAUAUGUUGCAAAUGUUGGGGAUUCUCGUGGAGUAAUGUGUGAUAAUAAGGGUAAUGCAAUUCCCUUAUCAUUUGAUCACAAACCCCAACAAAUGCGGGAACGUAAGAGAAUUAAAGAAGCAGGUGGUUUUGUUUCUUUCAAUGGUGUUUGGAGGGUGGCAGGUAUCUUAGCAACAUCAAGAGCACUGGGUGAUUAUCCCUUAAAGGACAAAAAUUUUGUAAUUGCUGAUCCUGACAUACUGACAUUUGAUCUGUAUGAUCAUAAGCCACAAUUUAUUAUUUUAGCUUCUGAUGGAUUGUGGGAUACCUUUUCUAAUGAAGAUGCAAUAGCAUUUAUAAAAGAGAGAUUAGAUGAAAGUGAUUAUGGGGCAAGAAGUAUUACUUUAGAAUCGUUACACAGAGGCUCCUUGGAUAACAUAACUGUGGUCAUAAUUGAUUUCAGAAAUUUCCCCUUCAAGUCCGCUCAAGCAUGACAACUGAUGCAGGGUGCUUAUGCAAGUUGGUUGUGGUAAAAUAAUAGUUCAUAUCAGUACAUUACUGAAAGUAGAUUUUGUUUUUGGUGUUUUUUGUUAACUUAUUGAUAUCUGAAAAAAUAAAACAUUAAAUUCAAAACUGAAAAAAGAUCCCAUCUAGAAAGAACAUG